UUUUUCUCUAAGGUACCUACGUAGUACUCCAGUACAAGUUGAUCGAGUUACCUUGCGACCAUGUCAUCAACGUCCACCUAAAAACAUCCUCGAACGAACGAACGAACGAACGAACGAACGAACAGCGAUCAUGGCCAACCAACACCCCUCCGACAUCUGGCUCGCGGGCGCCUUCGCCGCCUUCACCGUCGACCUAAUCGUCUACCCGCUCGACACGCUCAAAACCCGCCUCCAAUCCCCGCUCUACCUCUCCACCUACCGCAACGCCUCCAACACCGCCUUCACCCCCGCCAUGUUUCGCGGCGUAUACCAGGGCGUCGGAUCCGUCAUCUUGGCCACAUUACCCGCGAGUGGCACGUUCUUUACCGUCUACGAGGGUGUCAAGGGAGGGCUGCACGGGUGGAAUGGCGUGGGAGGGGAGGCACAGAGCGGAGGAUGGUUACCCACGCCGGUAUUGCAUGGUAUAGCGAGCGGCACGGCGGAGUUGGUGAGCUGUGCGAUUCUGACGCCGGCGGAGGUGAUUAAGCAGAAUGCGCAGAUGGUGGAUAAUUCGGGGAAGCAGCGCGUCAACGCAACCUUACAAACUUUACAGCGCUUCAAGUCGAAUCCGCUGGCGUUGUGGAGGGGGUAUACGGCGUUGGCGGGACGGAAUCUGCCCAUGACGGCUUUGCAGUUCCCGUUGUUUGAGGGGAUUAAGAGGAGGAUUUAUGCGUACAGGGAAGAGAAGGGGAUCAGAUCGCAUAGUCUGGUGGAGAGCGCGGUCGUGACGGCUGUGAGUGCGGGGGUGGGAGGGAGUGGGGCGGCGGUGGUGACGACGCCGAUUGAUGUUGUGAAGACGAGGAUUAUGUUGGCGGCGGCGGAGGAGGCGAGGGAAGGGGUGGAGAAGAUUGUGAAGCCGGGGCGAUUGACGAGUUGGCAGAUUGGGAAGGAGGUGUGGCGGGAUGAAGGGUUGAAGGGGUUGUUUCGCGGUGGAGCGUUGAGGGGUGUUUGGACGAUGGUGGGAGCGGCGUUGUAUUUGGGAUGUUAUGAGAGUGGGAGGAUAUACUUGGCGCAGAGGAGAGGGGAGGAGGUGGAUGUGGAGGAAUUGAUGGGGUAG
This is a messenger RNA of Zymoseptoria tritici IPO323, 1096 nucleotides long. RefSeq lists its product as uncharacterized. Gene Ontology annotation, cellular component: mitochondrial inner membrane. Lineage: Eukaryota; Fungi; Ascomycota; Dothideomycetes; Mycosphaerellales; Mycosphaerellaceae. The coding region runs from base 131 to 1096 and encodes 321 amino acids. The transcript has 2 exons. The record is from RefSeq and is a predicted model, not a curated record. Gene Ontology annotation, molecular function: S-adenosyl-L-methionine transmembrane transporter activity.